GUGGAAGCCUAGUCCCGCUUUGCUAAAGCCUUGGCGCUCGGGCUGUGCAAUCACUAGUGGGAGCUGGAGAGGGCAAGCGGAAAAAAAAAAUCUGCAGCGCCUGAGAGAACCCGGGUGGUGGUGGGGGGGAGAAACACCAGCAGCAGCUGACCCAACUUUGUGGCGUGGAGGCUGGAGGCGCAGGGGGAGCAGCGGCGGCACUGAGCGGCGUGCAGCGGGGCGCGCGGCGUCUGCUCUCCGGCCCGGGGCGCGCGGACCAAGCUGCAGCGGCGGGGGCGGCCUGGCAGCCGCUGCUGCCCACUCCUGGCUGAGGUCAGAAUGCAGCAGUAACUGCGUUGGAUCUCUCAUGGGAUUUUUGGGAGUCCUGCUGUUCCUCUACCCCAUGGUAUUGCAAGUUGCCCAUUAAAAGAAAUUUCUUCUCCGUUUUGACCUUCCUCACAUCCACGUUACCAAUUUCAGGGUGGAGUUCAUUUCUUUUGUUCCUGGGAGCUGAAUAGGAGAAAGGGACAUUUUAGGUUAACUUGAUAAAGGUCACCCAGCAGGGAAUGUUCUUGUUUUGUUUAAAGCACAGAAGUGACAAGAAGAUUUCUUGAACAUUGGGAAUUCUGCAGGCUUGCUGGCAGACUGGUCUGAGGAUCUGACAGAGGCGAAGCACAGGACUAUCAUUGAAAUAAGAAAAGAAAAAGAAACAGAAGAACACAGGCAAAUCAGAAUCACUACUCUCCUGCGGCAAUGGGUUGGCUGGAAGAAUCAAACUGGCAGCUUCACAUUUCCUUGAUCGUGCUACUUUCCAUGCACACCAAGGCCAAUGGUCUAGACAAACCGUAUUUGCGGAGUUCUGGACAGUUGAACUUGGAGAACAGAAAGGAAGAUGGUGAAAGUACGGCACCUGCUCCUCCCCAGAAGCCACUGCAGUGUCACUGCAAUCACCACUGUCCAGAGGAUUCGGUCGACAGCACCUGCAGGACUGAUGGCUACUGUUUCACCAUGGUAGAAGAAGAUGAAUUUGGAGGACGUACAAUUGCUUCAGGAUGCCUAGGCUUAGAAGGCUCAGACUUCCAAUGCCGGGAUACACCCAUAAUACAUCACAGAAGAACUAUUGCAUGCUGCACAGACGAAGAUUUCUGUAAUGAAAACCUUCACCCUACGCUGCCACCACUAAAAAAUAGAGAUUUUGUUGAAGGAAACAUUCACCAUAAGGCCUUGCUGAUCUCAGUGACCGUUUGCAGUAUACUCCUGGUACUUAUCAUCAUAUUCUGUUACUUCAGGCAUAAAAGGCAAGAAACCAGACCUCGUUACAGCAUUGGACUUGAACAGGAUGAGACUUACAUUCCUCCAGGGGAAUCCCUGAAAGACUUGAUUGAACAGUCUCAGAGCUCAGGAAGUGGGUCUGGGCUCCCUCUGCUGGUCCAAAGGACUAUAGCAAAGCAGAUUCAGAUGGUGAAACAGAUAGGUAAAGGUCGCUAUGGAGAAGUUUGGAUGGGAAAGUGGCGUGGAGAAAAGGUAGCUGUAAAAGUGUUCUUCACCACUGAGGAGGCCAGCUGGUUCAGAGAGACAGAAAUCUAUCAGACUGUCCUGAUGAGGCAUGAAAACAUUUUGGGGUUCAUUGCUGCGGACAUUAAAGGUACAGGGUCUUGGACCCAACUGUAUCUUAUCACAGACUACCAUGAGAAUGGCUCCCUGUAUGAUUAUCUGAAAUCCACUACCUUAGAUUCAAAAGCCAUGCUAAAACUGGCCUAUUCCUCUGUUAGUGGUUUGUGCCACUUGCACACUGAGAUCUUCAGUACUCAAGGCAAACCAGCUAUUGCCCACCGCGAUCUGAAAAGUAAGAACAUUCUAGUGAAAAAGAAUGGAACCUGCUGUAUAGCAGACCUGGGCUUGGCAGUUAAAUUUAUUAGUGAUACAAAUGAGGUGGACAUACCACCAAACACCCGGGUAGGAACAAAGCGCUAUAUGCCUCCUGAGGUGCUGGAUGAAAGCUUGAAUAGGAAUCACUUCCAGUCAUAUAUCAUGGCCGAUAUGUACAGUUUUGGACUUAUCCUUUGGGAGGUAGCAAGGAGAUGUGUGUCAGGAGGAAUAGUUGAAGAAUACCAGCUUCCAUAUCAUGAUCUUGUGCCCACUGACCCUUCCUAUGAGGACAUGCGGGAGAUUGUGUGCAUCAAGAAGCUCCGUCCCUCAUUCCCCAAUAGAUGGAGCAGUGAUGAGUGCCUAAGACAAAUGGGAAAACUCAUGACAGAGUGUUGGGCUCACAACCCUGCUUCUAGGCUCACAGCCCUGAGAGUAAAGAAAACACUUGCCAAAAUGUCAGAGUCACAGGACAUUAAACUUUGAUUCAACUCAACAAAUGAAAUGACUUUUCCUUGUGGUCAGAGGACAUGAAGAGGAAUCAGAAGGAAGCCCUCACCUUCACUAAUUUCAGAGCAACUGUAAAUUUUUUGUUUAAAGUAACAUCUUUUGAGGAGAGCAGCCUGAAGACUUGUUU
Messenger RNA from Malaclemys terrapin pileata, 2482 nucleotides. It is a transcript of the gene BMPR1B, whose product is annotated as bone morphogenetic protein receptor type 1B. Gene Ontology annotation, molecular function: transforming growth factor beta receptor activity, type I; SMAD binding; ATP binding. The record is from RefSeq and is a predicted model, not a curated record. Gene Ontology annotation, cellular component: signaling receptor complex; plasma membrane. NCBI's taxonomy places the organism in Eukaryota, Metazoa, Chordata, Testudines, Emydidae. The coding region runs from base 733 to 2331 and encodes 532 amino acids. The transcript is spliced from 16 exons. Gene Ontology annotation, biological process: cellular response to growth factor stimulus; dorsal/ventral pattern formation; protein phosphorylation.